UGAGAAGAUGAUCUGCAGGAUCCUGCUGCUCACCAUCCUCACCUCGUGUGUCUCUGGAUCAUUUGUAGUCAAUGUGACACAGACCUCCUAUCAGGCAGAGGAGAACCACAACAUCACACUGGAGUGGACGUUCACCACCAAACCUGACAGAUCCAACAGAUCUCUUUUUAUCCUUUGUAGCUUUUCUCACAAAUUGCAUGAAAUAUUACCUGACCGUGUAAUCCCAGAAAUAUUAACCCCAAACAAAACCUUGUAUCGUGUGGAUCGUGGUGAAGAGGUCACAGAUUCUCAGGACAAAGACUUUACAGGAAGAUUGUCUAGUGACAAAGACGCCCUCAGAGAAGGAAGAAUCAGACUUCAGCUGUCCAGACUCAGGACUGAUGACUCGGGUCUGUACCUGUGUGAGGUGAACACUGAUCAUGGUUCUGGCUAUAAGAGCUGUCAACUCAAUGUCACAGCAGCUGAUGAACUUCCUUUGAGUCCUCGAGCAGAGAGACGAAGAAACAUCAGCUUUUCUGCUGGAGUGUUACUGCUGAUUGGAAUACCAGCAGCAAGUGCCGUGGCUCUUUUUGUCUGUGUUUUUUGGGUGAUCUUUUGUAAAAGCGGAUGAGAUGUGGGAGACACUCCUUGUGGAAGAAAUGGUGAUCCUGUUAGUCUAAAUUUCCAUCAGGAUGCUGUUUUUUACCUUUAGUUACAGUCAUAACUCUGUCUUUGUUCAACAUCUGUUUUAAAUGAUAUAUAACAGAAAAGCAAAGCAAAGCUUUUCUGUGUUGCAUUAUGUUCCUGUCAGGGUUUGAUCCAAA
Oreochromis aureus is the source of this 803-nucleotide messenger RNA. RefSeq lists its product as uncharacterized. Gene Ontology annotation, biological process: cell surface receptor signaling pathway; T cell costimulation; negative regulation of T cell proliferation. Bases 8 to 610 code for a protein of 200 amino acids. Lineage: Eukaryota; Metazoa; Chordata; Actinopteri; Cichliformes; Cichlidae. The record is from RefSeq and is a predicted model, not a curated record. Gene Ontology annotation, cellular component: external side of plasma membrane. The transcript is spliced from 3 exons.